Molecule: messenger RNA, 1272 nt
Organism: Amoebophrya sp. A120
Lineage: Eukaryota; Dinophyceae; Syndiniales; Amoebophryaceae
Source: the annotation of a GenBank genome assembly
UAAUAAUUUCGGUUGUAGUACUAGUUCGGCGUCGUCAUUAUCCCAAUCGAAUAAGCCCGUCAACAAGCCACCGCAGUUGAAUAUCAAUUUGAUUAACCAACAGGAAAACAGCACCUCGAGCACGAAUGACACGACGAGGAGUAGCAGCUCCUUUAUGGAGCAGCACACCACGACCUCCAGUGGAGGUCUUACUUUCCCGGGCAGCAAUUUGACUACGCCCAGUAAUCAACCACACGGAGCUGGGAACAACUUUUGUAACGCAGCUGGUUCUACUUCGAGUGGCACGCCAUCGGGAUCGGGACAGGGAAUAAACACCUCCAACUCGUCGUCUUUGUUUGUGUCCAGUUUGAACAGUUUAAACAACUCCGUGGUACCGCGGACGAAGCAGAUUUUGGACCUUUUGCUGAAUAUAGGCGGUGGAUCUACCACUUCGGGAGGAAUAUCAAAUGGCGCUCCUGAGCGACCUAGCGGUUCAAUACCAGUACACGGGGCCGCGACCGGUUCGACUCCGAGUACUAUACCGGGGGGUAUGAUGGGCGGGGGUCAACAGCAAAAUCUUGAUCCGCUUCUAGUAGAACACCAAAAUGCUGCAAGCGGUGCAACGUCCUCGGGGAAUAACCACAGUGUUCCUGCUUUGACCCAGCUGAGUCAAGUGAACCAACAGAAUAUCAACCUGCAGAUGAUGCACAUGCUGAACCACAGCGGGGGUGGUGCACCUUGUUGUAAUCAUGCCAAUCUACCCAAUGGCUCUACCGGAGGCGUUCUUGGACAACAUUCGCAGCAGAAUCUUCAGCCGCAGAUGUUGAAUCAAGCGGGAGCAUCAAUCAAUUUCCUAGCGACCACUUCCGCGAGCGUGGUCGAGAACGCGCCACUUGAAGGAAUAAUGACUCAGCAAUCAGCCGCGCCGCAAGCGCAACAGGCAGCUGUAGUCCAGCAGCAGCAGCACCAGCAGCAGCAGCAGCAAGUACCACACCAGCAACCGACGCCUUCGCAGUUCGUGCAGUUUCAACAGCCACCGCAAUUCAUCACAACGCAGAAUCUUCAGCCACCAAUGGCCAACACGAGCGCCACCGUCGGGACGUUUGGGUCCUUUGAAAGUCUGGAGCAGAUUUGGUCACAGCUGAACGCGGCCAAUUUAGUCCCGCAGAAUAAUGGGGAUGGCGGUGCUGGUAUGACAAGUGCGCAACAGCAGCAGCAGCAGCAGCAGCAGCAAGGGCUGCAAAUGAAUUUGAACCAAAACAGUUCCAACUUGUCGCAACAUCAUCCUACACA